Messenger RNA from Lemur catta (Ring-tailed lemur), 2679 nucleotides. It is a transcript of the gene SNX6, whose product is annotated as sorting nexin 6. Gene Ontology annotation, cellular component: endosome. Gene Ontology annotation, molecular function: phosphatidylinositol binding; dynactin binding. NCBI's taxonomy places the organism in Eukaryota, Metazoa, Chordata, Mammalia, Primates, Lemuridae. The record is from RefSeq and is a predicted model, not a curated record. Bases 980 to 1852 code for a protein of 290 amino acids. The transcript is spliced from 16 exons. Gene Ontology annotation, biological process: intracellular protein transport.
AUUGUCAGACACUUAGGUUGAUUCCAUAUCUUGACUGAUAAUAGCUGACUUCUGUGGAGCACUUGCUAUGGGCACUUCAUGUAGAUUAUCUCCUUUUAUCCCCCAAACUAAGUGUACUGCCAGUGCUCCAACUACUCUGCAGAAUAGAAACUGUCGCUUAGAGUUUCCCACCUUUUUCUCUCUCUCUCCUUCUCUGAUUUCAUUUUUUAGAACCAGCACUUUUAACUCCUAUGUUAUAUUUGUUCCCAGUUAAAUGAGUGAACAUAGGUAAAAUAGUAUAAUGCCUAUCCAAUAAUAGCUACUCAAUAAUUAAAUUCUCUCUUUUUCUCAAUACUUAGAAAUGUUAUGGAGUAUCAGGGGCUGCAAGCUCUACAUUGAGAUAGUAGAAAUGAAAACUAAAGAAAGAUUCGUGAACCUCACUUUCUGCAGUGUUCCUGGACCAAGGUCGAUGGAAUUAGCCUCGCUGAUAGUCUUCAAAGGACCCAAGGACCUGUCAAGGAUAUGUAUGUCUAUACUUGUAUGUCUACAAGAACAGAAAUUGCCACAGCCACCUCAACCUUCAGCAACUACCAAACUGAUCAGCCAUCAACAUUGAAGUGAGACCCUCCACCAGCCAAAAGAUUACAACUUGCCAAAGGAAGGCCUGGACGACGGCCCCGACUUCCUCUCGGAUGAGGACCGCGGACUUAAAGCAAUAAAUGUGGAUCUUCAGAGUGAUGCUGCUCUGCAGGUGGACAUUUCUGAUGCUCUUAGUGAGAGGGAUAAAGUAAAAUUCACUGUUCACACAAAGAGUUCAUUGCCAAAUUUUAAACAAAAUGAGUUUUCUGUUGUUCGACAACAUGAGGAAUUUAUCUGGCUUCAUGAUUCCUUUGUUGAAAAUGAGGACUAUGCAGGUUACAUUAUCCCACCAGCACCACCAAGACCUGAUUUUGAUGCUUCAAGGGAAAAACUACAGAAGCUUGGAGAAGGAGAAGGGUCGAUGACAAAAGAAGAGUUCACAAAGAUGAAACAGGAACUGGAAGCUGAAUAUUUGGCAAUAUUCAAGAAGACAGUUGCAAUGCAUGAAGUGUUCCUAUGUCGAGUGGCAGCACACCCUAUUUUGAGAAAAGAUUUAAAUUUCCAUGUCUUCUUGGAAUAUAAUCAAGAUUUGAGUGUUCGAGGAAAAAAUAAAAAAGAAAAGCUUGAAGAUUUUUUUAAAAACAUGGUUAAAUCAGCAGAUGGAGUAAUUGUUUCAGGAGUAAAGGAUGUAGAUGAUUUCUUUGAGCAUGAACGAACAUUCCUUUUAGAAUAUCAUAACCGAGUUAAGGAUGCAUCUGCUAAAUCUGAUAGGAUGACAAGAUCCCACAAAAGUGCUGCAGAUGAUUACAAUAGAAUUGGUUCAUCAUUAUAUGCUUUAGGAACUCAAGAUUCUACAGAUAUAUGCAAGUUUUUUCUCAAAGUUUCAGAACUGUUUGACAAAACAAGAAAAAUAGAAGCACGAGUGUCUGCUGAUGAGGACCUCAAGCUUUCUGACCUUUUAAAAUAUUACUUAAGAGAAUCUCAAGCUGCUAAGGAUCUCCUCUACCGAAGGUCUAGGUCACUAGUGGAUUAUGAAAAUGCUAAUAAAGCACUGGAUAAAGCAAGAGCAAAAAAUAAAGAUGUUCUACAGGCUGAAACCUCCCAACAAUUAUGUUGUCAGAAAUUUGAAAAAAUAUCUGAAUCUGCAAAACAAGAACUUAUAGAUUUUAAGACAAGAAGAGUUGCUGCCUUCAGAAAAAAUUUAGUGGAACUGGCAGAGUUAGAAUUGAAGCAUGCAAAGGGUAACCUACAGUUGCUGCAGAACUGCCUGGCAGUGUUAAAUGGAGACACAUAAGCCACUCCCUGCCUUCCUAUUACAAAGGGCUGCCUUCCUUCAAAUUUUAUUUUUGUUUUCUUCAUGAUUUAGGCAUUUGUGCUCACUGGAAACAAACAAAAAACAGCUGACAGAGUGCAUCUCCUCUUCCUUUUCCGAGCAGCGGUGGGGCGGUGCCGUGCACGGGCAGAGCCACUCUGUGGUGGAGCGCGGCGCUGGCUCCCCGACAGCUGCCCGUCAUCGGCGCUCGUCCUGCUCAGAAGUCCAAAGUUCCUUCUUUUUCAGAGUAGCCUCUAUAACUGUGUUUAUUUUAUAAAUGGUAUUCCUUACGGCUACCAAUCUUAUUUACCUUUAAAGUUUUGAAGUUUAACCCUUUCAAAAUGCAUUCUCCAAACAAGAUAAAGAUUGCCUUUCUUGAGUUUUUUUUUUUUAAUUUUGUUUUUAAACAGCAUUGUAUACUACUUAGUUCAUUCAUGUAUCCUGGUAAAGCAUCUUAACCAGACUUAUUUUUAAUUAAUGAACAUUUCUUAGAUGUUUUGGGACAGAAUUUAUGUAAUCUUUAUAAGUAUGAUUUCUGAAGAAAAGCAAAUGCAUUAUUAGUAUGUUUGCCUUAAACUUGUAGACUAAACCAAUUAUUGUAAAAUAAACAGCGAUAACAGUGAUAGUUUUUAACCAUGUGGUCACUGUAUCACUCUCUAAAAUGUGGAGUAGCUAUAAUAAAUCUACUCCUGUAUUAUGCUUUACAGUGCAGGUCUUAGUUUUUCUUUCUUCUUCUUUCUUCUAAAAUGGCAUAUUGAACAAAGUUCCCUGAUUUGUUUGCAAAAGAAUAAACUACUCCUCUCUGUCUA